AUGUCAUAUGUUGACAGUCAGAGCGUUUUCAAAGCAAGAUGCGAUGAGAUAAAGAUCUCAGCGUCGACGUACGAAGAGCUGCACAGAAAGGGUUGGUCAACCUUUGGAAGUUACGCCUUUUCAGUGACGACCAAUCCUGGCCAGUUGACAGAUGAUGAUUUCGAUACAAAAGUUGCAGUGCCUAUCCUGGGCAGUUCAAAUGCUCCGGAGUCGGCGUUGUUACGCCGUUUGCUCUUCGAAUCAUACACCCUGACUGCAACUGAGCUGAAGCGCAAAGCAGACAAUACAGAGAGUGAUGCGCCGAAGAAGCUCCCCAUACAGGAGAUAGCGGCUAGGUUCACGGCAAUUGAGAAGAAGCUUCAGCCCUUGAAAAUCGAGAGUGUGCUUGAACCAAGCCAUGCGUUAGUGAACGCUUUGGCGCAAUGUGCAGAGGACGGUCGCUUGAGGUACAUUGAGUGGUCUCGUUGCACUACGAGGUCGUCAGAGGUGAACAAUGUGAAAGAACAACAGAGCCUUAAGGUUUGGAAGGCCGAUGCAUCUGGAACAAUAAAACAGACGGAGGCCGACUCCAAUCUCAAGUGCGAGGUCUCAUCAGAACUUGAAGUGAUGAACGCCAUGAGGAGGCGUGGGAUUGCAUACGAGCUGGCAAACCUCAUGAGUUUUGAAAAGCAUGAGUUGAUAGUCAACAUGUUGUUCGCAGAGUUGCAGAGGGAGCCAAUGGAUGGUUUCAGGAAGCUCUCCAUGGGCCAACUUGCAGCCGCAGACCGUGAGAUUCACCUGAAGUUGUCUGAGAAGACACGAGCGGGCCUACCACUUGGGCCGGCGGGUGAACUUCCCCUUGAUGUCCAUGUGGAAGCUGUCUUGGAGAUGCCUGCCAUCAUGUGGCUCCUGAUGCAGAAACCAAAGACAAAUGCAGCGGUGGACAAAGCACCGGCUCCUGUCAACCCUCAGCCGAAGCCCAAGAACAAGCCAUGGUCACCACCGAAAGGUGGCAAGUUUGACAAGAAGAACCGCCGCUUGUCGAAGACACCAAUGCCAGCUCAGCUACGAGGUCAGACAAGGACCGAAACAAGUGAGGUCGAAAAGCCGGCUUCUGUCCCCACUUCUGCAAAGGCAGCACCGGGGAUUUUUCCUUCAGUGGAUAUCAUCCAGGAUGAACCUGUGUCCAACGUUGCAGUCGAAGGGCUGGCAACGCCUUUUACUAGUCAGCGAAGGUCAGCUGACACAAGUUUUGGGGGUGAGCCCCCUUUUGCAUGCAAGGGCGAAGGCCCUAGUCCAGCACUGGAGGGCGCGAAGGCGCCACCUUUUCUUUUGGAGCUUUUCUGUGGAACUGCAGGAGUGUGUGCUCAGUUUCGUACGCAAGGUGGAAGGGCCUUGGGUGUGGACCAUCACUUGAAGAGGGCCAAACUAAAAGCUGCAGCCGUUCAACUGGAUCUGACCCAGCAGUGGGUACAGGAUCUCAUUGUGAAGGAGAUCACACUUGGCUGCGUCUCAGGCAUACACCUGGGCCCACCUUGCGGCACAGCGUCCAAGGCCAGGAACAUCCCAAUCAAAAGGAAACUUGUGAAAAGAGGAGCUCCAAACCCUCAGCCUUUGAGGAGCUCUGCAUACCCAUUGGGAUUUCCAUGGCUGAAAGGGCUGAACAAAGUAAAAGUGCAAGCAGCAAACUGCUUGUACGAGUUUUCAGCCAACCUUGUGAUGCUGUGCGAGAAAUAUGAUGUUCUGUUUACGGUGGAGAACCCUGAGAACUCCCUGAUGUGGGAAACUCCAUUUUUCAAACCUCUUUUGCAGCGUUUUUAUUUCCAUGUCAUUGAUGCCUGUGAAUACGGUUCCGAGCAUAAGAAGUCCACUGCAUUCCUGGCCAACUUCGAUGCCCCUAGGCUCAAACAACGUCGUUCUGGCGAUCACAGUCAUGCGGCCUGGAAGGUCAGGCAACUUGAAUCAGGUGACUGGGCCUUUGAUACGGCCAAAGCAGCCGAAUAUCCCAGCAAAUUAGCACAUGAGUUGGCUGCCUCUUUUCUGGAAGAACUGGCAAAACGUGGAGACAUCUAUUUGCAGGAUGAAGUAGUUGACCAUGCAGUGAAAAUUUCGGCUGAAUCACAGCCAAGACGUACGAAAGGGCCACUCCUCCUUUCUGAGUUCAAGUCGAAGGUGGCCAUAGAAUGUGUGGAAGAUGACAAUCCGCCACUUUGCAUUCCAGAGGAUGCAAAACCACCGUGGCAGGGCAUUCCUGUUGGUGCAAAGAGACUUGACCUACAGCCGGAAUUUGUGCAGCGUGUGCAACAACUGACACAUCCAUUCGAUGUCCUGCUGGAGUGGCAAAGCACAGGGCGGACAUGCUGCAGCAUUACAUUGGGCGUGCAAGAGCUCUACAACAAGACGAGUUAA
Molecule: messenger RNA, 2388 nt
Organism: Cladocopium goreaui
Lineage: Eukaryota; Dinophyceae; Suessiales; Symbiodiniaceae
Source: the annotation of a GenBank genome assembly